UGGUCAGUGAUGGGGGCGUGAUCCUGGGAACUGGGGGGGCCCUGAAGGGAUGGGGACCGUACCGGCCAUGGGGGUCAGAAUUUUACCCGGAUCAGUUCCCAGCUUCUUCUCUUCAUCCUGUGGGUGUUUCAUCCCCUCUCUUUCCCUGCAGGCGUUGCCAUGAACAGGAUCCGGAUCCACGUGCUGCCCACGAGCCGGGGCCGCCUGACCCCGGUGCCGCGGCCUCAGGAGCCGCUGGCCUGUGCCUUCAGCCCCCGGCCCUGCUCCCAGCCCCGCCUGGAGGGGCAGGAAUUCUGCAUCAAGCACAUCCUGGAGGACAGGAACGCUCCCUUCAAGCAGUGCAGCUACGUGUCCGCCAAGAACGGGAAGCGCUGCCCCAACGCCGCCCCCAAACCCGAGAAGAAGGAUGGCACGUCCUUCUGCGCGGAGCACGCCCGGCGGAACGCGCUGGCGCUCCAGGCCCAGGGGAAGAAAUCCCACCCCGGGCCCGUGAGCGAGACCCUGCUGUGCCAGCUGAGCUCCUAUGCCAGGUCAGAGCUGGGCUCCCAGAGCACGGAGAGCGCCCGGAGCGAGGCCAGCCGCAUCCUGGACGAGGACAGCUGGAGUGACGGGGAGCAGGAGCCUGUGACCGUGGAGCAGACGUGGCGGGGGGACCCCGACAGCGAGGCCGACAGCAUCGACAGCGACCAGGAGGAUCCCCUCAAGCACGCCGGGGUGUACACGGCCGAGGAGGUGGCUCUGAUCAUGAGGGAGAAGCUGAUCCGGCUCCAGUCCCUCUACAUCGACCAGUUCAAGAGGCUCCAGCACCUCCUGAAGGAGAAGAAGCGCCGGUUCCUGCACAGCAGGAAGGGAGAGCACGAGGCCAUCGGGAGCAGCCUCCUGACGGGCCCGGAGGGGCUGAUGGCCAAGGAGAGGGAGAACCUGAAGCGGCUCAAGUGCCUGCGGAGGUACCGGCAGCGCUACGGGGUGGAGGCUCUGCUGCACCGGCAGCUCCGGGAGCGCCGCGUCCUGGCCACUGAUGGUGCAGCCCAGCAGGCCCACACCACCCGUUCCAGCCAGCGCUGCUUGGCCUUUGUCGAUGACGUCCGAUGCUCCAACCCAUCCCUGCCCAUGACCCGGCACUGCCUCACACAUAUCUGCCAGGACACGAACCAGACGCUGUUCAAGCCGUGCCAGGGCUCCGAGGAGGUGCCCUGCAACAAGCCCGUGCCCGUGAGCCUGUCGGAGGAGCCGUGCUGCCCCCUCCACCUGCGCCUGCCCCCCCAGAUGUACGUCCCAGAGCAGGGCCUGGCCGUGCCCCAGGAGCUGGGAGCUGCUCCCUCGGAGCUGUACCUGAGCGCGGCCGAGCUCCAGCCCACCGAGAGCCUGCCCCUGGAAUUCAGUGAUGACCUGGACGUGGUGGGUGAUGGGAUGCAGUGCCCCCCGUCCCCUCUGCUCUUCGACCCUUCCGUGAGCCUCGAGCCGUCCCUGCGGGACGUGGCCGAGGCUCCCAUCGACAUCCUGGCGCUGGAGGAGCCGGACAGGGGCAGCUCCUCAGCCCCCCUGGCUGAGCCCCCUGUGCAGCAGGGUCACCUCCCCGGCCGGACGGGGCCUCAGGAGGACCAGGAGGAAACGGCCUCGGCCACCUCGGCCCGGGGAGCCACCGCCAACGGGAGCCUGGAGCCGGGGGCUGUGAGCUGAGCCCGGCACCCCCUGGAUCUCUGCUCCCGUGGGACCCUCAGCGUGGGACGGGGGGGGACCCUUGGCGUGGGAUGUGGAGGGACCCGCAGGCGCUGAUGUCCUGGUCCGGUGCCAGGAUGAGCCACAGCUCGGGUUCCUCUGCUGACGUGAUUCCUGGGGACCCCAAAACCCCAGAGUGGGGCCCCUAAAACCCCGGAGUGGCGGCUCUGAAAAACCCUGGCAUGAAGACCCUAAAACUCUGGAGUAGGACCCUAAAACCCUGGCAUGGGGAUCCUGGACCCCACCCUUGCCUGUGGGGAUGGAGGAGCCACAGGGAGACUCUUGGAGAAGACAGGGAGGGACUCACCGGAGUUCUGGGAUCCUUUGCCACGUCCUCAUGUGCCCCCGGGGGGGGUGACGUGGCCCUGUAACAUUUGGGGGGGGAUGGAGGUUCCCCCCACAAUAAAACGAUGGAGGUGAGGUC
Molecule: messenger RNA, 2143 nt
Organism: Neopelma chrysocephalum (saffron-crested tyrant-manakin)
Lineage: Eukaryota; Metazoa; Chordata; Aves; Passeriformes; Pipridae
Gene: KANSL2
Product: KAT8 regulatory NSL complex subunit 2
Exons: 9
Coding region: 160-1680 (506 amino acids)
Cellular component (GO): NSL complex
Source: RefSeq, a predicted model, not a curated record